Molecule: messenger RNA, 2752 nt
Organism: Manis javanica (Malayan pangolin)
Lineage: Eukaryota; Metazoa; Chordata; Mammalia; Pholidota; Manidae
Gene: NR1I2
Product: nuclear receptor subfamily 1 group I member 2
Biological process (GO): negative regulation of transcription by RNA polymerase II; cell differentiation; positive regulation of transcription by RNA polymerase II
Molecular function (GO): RNA polymerase II cis-regulatory region sequence-specific DNA binding; zinc ion binding; nuclear receptor activity
Source: RefSeq, a predicted model, not a curated record
UUUGCUCAGAAUCAUUAGACAAAGCAGAUACUAGUAACAUCCCUCUGUGGAGACAUCUGAGAGGAAAAGCUGGGGGGCACAUAGAGGAAAUACGGUAAUCUGUUCCUCUGCUGCCAGAGCAUUGGACUUGGGACUUAGGAGUGCCAGAUGCGCGCGGGCGUCUGACCUGGGCUGAAAUGUAGCUGAGGUGUUGGCUCCUCUCUUGGCGCACGGGGAAGAGGAGGCGCUGCCGUGACUUGGGAGCUGCGGCCUGUCCCCCAGUUUUUUUCUCUUCUAGUCCUAGAGGACCAGAAGCAAACCUGGAGGUGAGAGCUGAGCACAGCUGGCACCAUGCUGACCUUCUGCUCUGUGAAGAAGCAGACUCCACUGCCGGAAAGCCCGCCACCAGCGCAGAUGAGGGAGAUGGUACCCAGGCCUGCCGAGUCUGUGGGGACAAGGCCACUGGUUAUCACUUCAAUGUCAUGACCUGUGAAGGAUGCAAGGGCUUUUUCAGAUGGUGCAGUGACUUUCAUAGGAUUGUGAGAACUGAAUUUGCAAAGCUCUGCGCCUGAGCCAUCUCAUACCAUUGAUGACUGUGAGCUCCGUCCCCCUCUUCCCAUUUUGGGUAGGACCAGACCAGCAGGGAAGGAGGGCCAUGAAACGCAAUGCCCGGCUGAGGUGCCCCUUCCGGAAGGGCACCUGCGAGAUCACCCGGAAGACGCGGCGGCAGUGCCAGGCCUGCCGCCUGCGCAAGUGCCUGGAAAGCGGCAUGAGGAAGGAGAUGAUCAUGUCCGACGCGGCCGUGGAACAGAGGCGCGCCCUGAUCAGGAGGAGGAGGGGAGAACGGAUCGGGACUCGGCCCCCGGGAGCCAGGGGUCUGACUGAGGAGCAGCAGGCGAUGAUCAAGGAGCUGAUGGCUGCGCAGAUGAAAACCUUUGACACCACCUUCGCCCAUUUCAAGGAUUUCCGGCUGCCCGAGGUGCUUAGCAGUGGCUGCAGGAUUCCAGAGUCUCUGCAGACUCCAUCCGGGGAAGAAGCUGCCAAGUGGACCCGCAUCCGGGAAGGUUUGUGUUCGGUGAAGCUCUCUCUGCAGCUGCGGGGAGACGACGGCAGUGUCUGGAACUACACACCCCCAGCUGACAGCGGCGGGAAAGAGAUCUUUUCCUUGCUGCCCCACAUGGCUGACAUGUCAACCUACAUGUUCAAAGGCAUCAUCAACUUUGCCAAAGUCAUCUCCCACUUCAGGGACUUGCCCAUUGAGGACCAGAUCUCCCUGCUGAAGGGGGCCAGCUUUGAGCUGUGUCAACUGAGAUUCAACACGGUGUUCAAUGCGGAGACUGGGACCUGGGAAUGUGGUCGGCUGUCCUACUGCCUGGAAGACCCUGCAGGGGGCUUCCAGCAGCUUCUACUAGAGCCCGUGCUGAAAUUUCACUACAUGCUGAAGAAGCUGCAGCUGCACAAGGAGGAGUACGUGCUGAUGCAGGCCAUCUCCCUGUUCUCCCCAGACCGCCCAGGUGUGGUGCAGCGCAGCGCGGUGGACCAGCUGCAGGAGCGAUUCGCCGUGGCCCUGAAGGCCUACAUUGAAUGCAACCGGCCCCAGCCUGCCCACCGGUUCCUGUUCCUGAAGAUCAUGGCUAUGCUCACAGAGCUUCGCAGCAUCAACGCUCAGCACACCCAGCGGCUGCUGCACAUCCAAGAUAUACACCCCUUUGCCACCCCGCUCAUGCGGGAGUUGUUCAACCUCACAGAUGGCUGAGCAGCUGCCCCUUGAGCAGGUCUCCCUGGGCAGCCAGAACCAGAGCCUUCGGAGCCGCCGCCCCCGGGACUAGACAGAUGGGUACCGCUGAGAGCUGCGCGUGCCCUGCGGGUCCUGUCCCCCAGGGAACUCACGACGACAGCUCUGACUAUGCUGGCUCGCGCUGCUCAGGGUGGGACAUGGGUCUCCCAGCCCUCGGCUCCGUCUGUGGAGAGGGAAGCCAGAGAGCCUUCUAGGGAGCGUGCGCUGGCCUCUAGGUCAGGCCCAUCAAGAGGCAGGGCCAUCCUCCCCUUAGAAAAGGCCCCGCGGCCUGGGGACUGAGCAUGUGGGAGAUGGAAAAGUGCGACGGGGGCUGGGCCAAAUCCAUUGGCUUCUUGGGUAUUUCGUUGCCACCUCAAGUACCUGCCUCCCAGUUCCAACUCAUUGCUGACCCUGAGGCUCCGUCCUGAGAUGUGAGGUGAGUUUCAGGCCUGUGCCCGUCAGCAGGUGCACUAGUGUCUGCUGGGGUAUUCUGCAGAGAAGCCAGAGGCCUGCACCAAGUAUCAGGUGUUUGUCGUGACCUUCCAUGUGUUAUUCUUCCCUCUUUUUGUGAUCCUCAUUUUGUGUCUCUGUGUCCAUUCAAACACAUUAUCAAGCAGCAACAGUAUGCAACCUGUUCUGGGGUAUACAGUGCUGACUCAGACAGGGAUCCUGACCUCAGGGAGUUUAUAGUUUAAAGAAAACAAAGCGGAAAUACAAAAAGCUUUGGUCACAAAAGGAGAGGUGGUAAGAAACACAAGGAAUGUCCUUGUGUGGAUGCUGAGCUAUGUGGGGUCUGCAUGCUCCUGGGGACACAAAUGAGGGAUCCCUGGAACGUGUGCUCAUGGCAGGAAGGGCACUAAUGGGCUAGGAGCACACGUGUGUGACUUAGUGCGUGUCUGCUUCCACAUCCGAACUGGGGCUUGGGUGUGUUCCUUAGGCUGGAACACCAGGGUGGUCUCUGUGACGGCGGUUAAUAAACAUGCUAGGUGAACAUUU